GGAGGCAUUGGUUGGAUGUUGUACCAUAUGAAUGGGUUUCGGCUCCAAAAACUAUAAGUUUACUAUAAGUCCUCAAUCUGUGGCUUUAAUUAAUGUGAUUUACGGCGUGUGUCCUGAUAGAGAUGGGGGGCAGCAGCAGCUCCGGACACGUCACAUUGGAGCCUGAGGACGCAGAAGGGGUCGUGUUUGUGAAGGGCAUUCGGCUGACUGGUAGAGUGAUUGAUCGCAUGAAGGAGCCUGAACCAUUUCAGUGUUCUAUGUCCAAAAGCUCAAAAUGUCCUCCAGCAGAUCAGCUUUUAACCCCUCAGAGUGAGACACUUCCCCCUACUGAGCUUUUGGCACCAAAACUGCCCCAACCACCUUCUUAUGCAAGUGCACUGGUACCACCACCUCUGCAGGAGUCUGUCAGUCCCCUAGUGUUAGUGAGUCAGGAGACUCCAACACCACCUACAUCCACAACUGCUGUUGAAGCAGUUCCCUCUGUCACUCAUACUACACCUGAGUCUGUGCCUGCUCCUGUGCCUUCAGUUCAAGAACAUGUAGUUAUAUCCAUGUCCACUGAAUCUGUACCUCCAGCUCCAUCUGCUGAACCCUUACCAGUAAUCACAUCUCCAUUAACUCUCACUGAACCUGUGGCAAUGUCCCUACCUUCUGAACCUGUUCCUGCAGUAUUGUUACCUUCUGCUGAAACUGUGGACAUUUAUCCACCUCCGCCUCCAAUUACUGAUACUAUGCAUUCUCCUUCACCUAUUGAACCAAUACCCAUUCCUGUGGAAGACCCAACAAUCCCAUUAACUAAUGAUGUACUCACAGCUCCACCUGUUGAAGUCAUACACAUCCCUCCAAUCCCUCUGACCCUAGAUUCAACUACUCCAGAUGAACAAGUAGAGCUGCCUACAACACCUAGCUCUGAGCCAGUAGCUAAGAAUGAAUUGCCACUUUUUCCUGUUACACCACUCACAUCUCCUACUGAAUCAGUGGAAAUUUCAACAAACAUUCCACCUGCACCUGUAAAGCCCAGUGAUUUGUCCAGCAACCUGGAGAAUCUGCUUCCUCCUCCACCCUCUCCUGCUCUAGCUGUGAAGAGUGAAGUUCCCUCAGUGGGGCAGCUUGAAUGCCCUCCUAAUAAAAAUACCCCAGUUCCAACACUUGUUUUUGAGCCAGCCAUUCCACCAGUGCUGCCUUCUCUAACUGAAACAAUUAGUUCUCAACAGGCUGGGGUCAGUGAGAAAGACCUGAGGAAGCAUAUCAGAGAUGAACUGCAGAAACACCUGCAAGAAGAGAUAAAGAUGGCAAAGCUAAAGAUCCAUAAGCAGUUGGAGAAUGAGAAAGCUAAGGCUGAGGCAGAAGCUCAGGCCAAAGCUCAGCAGCAGAUCCAGGAAGAGGUUCAGAAGAUCCUGGAGAAGGAACAGCUAGCCCUUCAGCAGACUCUAAAAGAUGCAAUUAUUCAGGAGCACAAGAACAUUCAAUAUGCGCAGCUUGCAAGCCAGUAUUAUUGGAUGGAAAGGAAGAUCAAGAAGCUGGAAAAGAAGGAGAUAGACCUGGCAAAACGGGACUUGAUGUACAAAGAACAGAUUGCCCAGCUUGAGGAGAAGACAGCAAAGUUCACCAGAGUCACAGCAAUCAGCUUUAAAAAGGGUCUGGAGGAAACUCAGAAACGUUUCAAGAGGUGCCAGAUGAAGCCAGUUUGCUCAGAGCUACAGAGCAAGAUUUUGAAAUGUUAUUUGCAAAAUACUGGCCAGACUCUGACAUGCUCCAAUAUUGCCUCGCUGUAUGUGAAGUGUGUAAACAAUGUUAAACAGAAUAAGAAGGUGAGCACGGGGGGUUAAACCUAUUUCCAGGAUGAACAUUACUCUUAUGGUAGAAGAAACAACCUGGCAGAGAAGGUUGCAAGCAAGCAAGUUAAUGCAGCUGUGCACCUUGCCUUCAUUCUAACUGUGUUAUUACUAUAAUUAGAAUGCAAAGUAUGGAGUUCAUAAACAUGCUUCUAGCAUGAUUUAGUGUUGUUCACGUAAUGUAUUCUAACCCACCAUCAGUGGGUGUUUGACAAAAUAAACACAUGUACAGUUCACGGCAAGGAGAAGUCACUGUGCUUUGAUUCUACUUUUUGCUCAUCUGAAAAAAGUGGACUGAAGCCCAUUUUGUUAUUUCUAUAAAUCUCUAAGAUAUUGCCUGUGAAGGAAGAACAUGAAAUACCCCCAUUA
Tachysurus vachellii is the source of this 2204-nucleotide messenger RNA. It is a transcript of the gene chchd3b, whose product is annotated as coiled-coil-helix-coiled-coil-helix domain containing 3b. Gene Ontology annotation, biological process: inner mitochondrial membrane organization. Gene Ontology annotation, cellular component: mitochondrion; MICOS complex. Lineage: Eukaryota; Metazoa; Chordata; Actinopteri; Siluriformes; Bagridae. The record is from RefSeq and is a predicted model, not a curated record. The transcript is spliced from 9 exons. The coding region runs from base 123 to 1829 and encodes 568 amino acids.